AUGGGAUUAAGAGGUACGCUGCCUCCAGAACUGGGAAGCCUCUCUCAGCUCCGGACUCUCAGCGUCCACGAUAAUGGCAUGGAUGGUCCCGUACCUCCUGCCUUUGGUAAGCUGCGUCAGCUGGAAGUUCUCGACUUGGGAGGGAACUUAUUCUCCGGACCACUGCCAUCGUUGCUUGCUCAGCUCGCAUCCACACUGCAAACGCUGGAUCUGACAGGUUAUAGAUUUGAGGGACCGAUUCCAUCCGUAGUUGGGAAACUUACCAGCUUGAGGUACCUCAUCCUUGAAAGGGCCGACGGCUCAGGCCGCAUUCCGUCGUUCCUCGCCAAGCUCGAGAAACUUCUUGUCUUGAAUCUCAGAUCAAGCUUGUUCACAGGCUCCAUUCCUUCCUUCUUGAGGAAACUGAAAAGCCUUGAGCAGCUCGAUCUCUCGGACUCUUCCAAGCUCACAGGUUCCAUUCCUUCGUCUUUGGGGGAGCUGAAAUGCCUCCAACGUCUCGAUCUCUCGCGCAUUUCCCAGCUCACAGGAUCCAUUCCGAAGAGCCUCGGCGACCUCCAAAACUUGGAGUAUCUCGACUUAAGUGUCACCAUGCUGUCCGGCUCCAUUCCUCCAUCGCUAGGCAAGCUUGCCAGCUUUGAGACGUUGAAGAUAUCAGGCACCAACGUCGCUGGACGAUGCCCCGACACGCUCGGCAACCUCAAGAAGCUCAAGGUACUGGACCUUUCUUUCAACAGAGGUAUGCAUGGCCCCAUUCCGAGCUCUUUCGGCCAGUUCGCUUCCCUGGAAGAACUUUGGCUGUCUGGCGCUGGGCUUACCGGACAAAUACCGAGUUCUCUCGGCCGUCUUAGCAAACUUGUCAAGCUGGAUAUCUCGUCCAACUCAUUCAGCGGCAGCAUCCCCUAGUCUCUAGGCCUUCUCUCCAAUCUGGGCCUCGGCAAGCCAGCU
Selaginella moellendorffii is the source of this 945-nucleotide messenger RNA. Its product is annotated as probable inactive leucine-rich repeat receptor kinase XIAO. The record is from RefSeq and is a predicted model, not a curated record. NCBI's taxonomy places the organism in Eukaryota, Viridiplantae, Streptophyta, Lycopodiopsida, Selaginellales, Selaginellaceae. The transcript has a single exon. Gene Ontology annotation, molecular function: protein binding. The coding region runs from base 1 to 903 and encodes 300 amino acids.